Messenger RNA from Schistosoma intercalatum, 5977 nucleotides. NCBI's taxonomy places the organism in Eukaryota, Metazoa, Platyhelminthes, Trematoda, Strigeidida, Schistosomatidae. The record is from the annotation of a GenBank genome assembly.
GAAUGGAUGAUAUAUCGGGUCCUGUUUCUGCUAAACUGGUUUAACACUUUAUUGCCGACAAGAACACUAUGUGAAUCAGUCAGUCGUUGUAGCUGACUGACUGACUUACUAUGUGAAUCUAUGCUUGAGUACACAUCGAUGAACCGUUCGUGUUCUUAAAUGGAAUUUUCCUCUAUUUGUUGAGCUGUGGGAUAGUAGUUAAAUCACAUGACUUCCAACCAGCAAGUUGUUUAGAACAAUAUAAUGUCUGUUAGUACAGGGGAAAUUGAAUUAUUUAUAUCGCAAAAUUAUUCUAAAGAAUACAUUGGAAUCAGAUUAUUGUAGCGUUUCGAUCGAAAUAUUUCAUUAGUAUUCUGAUAUGAGCACUGCUAUUAUUAGAAAUACAUACUAAUUUAAGUCAACAGGAAACUUCAGCUUUAAAUCGGUUCAAACUUACACCCUUCAAACAGGCUCAUUAGAUUUGCUACCAGCCUAAAUAGAAAUAUUGAUUACUGAUGAGUUUUCAACCUUUAACUGUCUUACUCAAUUGGUAAAUAAACGAAAAAAACAGGCUACUGAUUGCUUCUCAUUACAGCCAACUCUACAUAACUAUGUUUAGCUUAGUUAAGUAAAAAUAAUCAUUCCGAGACCACUAAUUUUAAUUCACCUGGGAUAUGGUUUGGUUUUUUCACUUGACUUAGUAUCGAACAAUCGAAGUUAUGCUAGAUAUUUAAUUCCGAAUUAAAGAAUUUUAUUAGUUCACGUUCUACGUUUAUUUGAUCAACUUAGAGUAUGCAAAUGUCUUUUUAAACAAAAGCGUCAGAUAAAUGCGAAGAGUUUGAUAAACUUUGAAAGAAAGUUUUUUUUACUUUUUGACUAAUACAUUUUCAAAUUGUUCUUGUUUGAAUCACUGCCUAGUUUUAUAAUAAUGAUAAGUGGUCUUAAAUGCAUAAAAAGUUAGUCAUUCAUAAAGUCUCACUGCAUGUUUCAGAAACAUUUAUACGAAAUUCGUGCAAGUUGCAAAAACAUCCAACCGAAGUGUCCAAAAUAGCACGUAACUCACAUUCUAAAUUCCACUGCUAUCCACUAUCAAAACUGUUUAAAUAAACCUGUUAUUUAAUGUCAGUAUCGAGAUAAUCCGCUGAUGAUAUACAUCUACUAAUAUAGACUGAUCAGUUGCAUCUUACUUAACAUAAAAAACGGACAAAUCUAAACCCUUACAAAUGAAAUGUAUACGAAAUAUUAGUGUUACUCAUUCUUAUUUUUAAAAUUUGUUGAUAAAUUAUUCUCUACAAUCACUUCGACUUUUUUUAUUCAUCCUGUUUUAUUUAUAUAUCUAGCUUAUUGUCUGAUUGGUUUCGUCGAUAAAUAGGUCAAUUGCUCUGUUUUUUUGGGACAUUUGCCUAAACAUUCAACCAAAUAUAAUGGAUGGAUUUGGAUUAUAGCGGUUAACUUAUUCAACAAAUCUAAACAUGAAUUCUGCAUCAACUAACUUUCAGUGCACAACUCUACUACCGGAUUGUCUAAAUUCUAAUGCCUUAAAAACAUCAUCAUUAUAUAUGAGACGAUGGAGAAGGCGUCAAUGUAUGAAGUUGGAGACUGAUCGACUUGAAGGACAACAGUGUCAACAACAACAACAACAACAACAACGACAAAAACCAUUAUAUGACGAUUUCGUUUCAAAUACGAAUUAUUUCCAGAAUGCAAUUAUUAACCUUAAUCAAACUGUGGACAGUAUUCUGAAGACAAAUUCCAUGUUAGCAAUUAGUGAACUUACAAAUUACAGUGGUGAUACUUCGAUUACUACUACUUCUACCAUUGACGUUACUUAUACUAAUAGUGAUAAUAAUAAUAAUAAUAAUCGAAGCUAUCAGUCACUGUCUACAAACACUUCAGUUACUAGUCGAUCGAAUGCAGAUGCUGAGUUUUGUAAGAUGUCUAAUUCGACGCCGGCGAUGUUUAAUGGUGGUGUAACAUCUCCUGGAAAUUAUAAAAAAAUAUUAAUUGAUCGAUACUUGUUGAGUCAAUCAAUGUCACAUUGUGGUACAAUCUAUGAAUCAAUCAGUCCAUUUACUAAGAUGGUACAUGUCCCAUUAUUGAAAGAAACACAAACAGAUUACAGCAGUGAAAAAACUAUGAAGGUGCCGUUAAAUACAGAUACGAAUUAUCACUUGGAAACUAAAAGUACAAUACCUGAAGAGUUGAUCAAUGGAAAGAAAUCUAAUUCAUCGGACAAUCAAAUCAGAAAUUUCCAAUCUCUCAUGAGAAAAUUGCUCUGUGAUAUUUUAACCAGAGAAUUAUUGGCUAAUAAAUAUAAAGAUGAACCGAACAUGAUUCAGUCAACUGUUUCUUCCAGUCACAACCGAUAUUGUAAUACAUUGAAUCCACAGAAUCCUAUCAGUACCAUCAAUGACAGAAUUUACAAUCUCGAUUCUUCAAAUACUGAAACAAAACUAUCUUUUAAUAACGAAAAUUAUGAACAAGCUAUUUCAACCCCAUGUUUUUAUCCUAAUUUCUUGAAUGAAUUACAAUCACUAUUGCGCAAUAACUGUUAUUCAGACGAUAUGAAGGGAAGUGAUCAUCAACCGACUGUAAUGCAAAUUUUAACCGAUGGGAAGAAUAGUUCGUUGUAUACAUGUUUGGACAACUCAACAUCACCGUUAUUGGAAAUUAAUUCGAACAAUCAGUUGAAAACUCCUUUACUUGGUAUGCAUAAUUCAAACGAUAAGUUAUUGUGUCCGGAAGUGAUUGAGAAAAAUUCAGUGGAUGCUAGUAAACCACAACAUUCACAAAAAUCAUCAUAUCGUUCAUUGGCAGAGACAUCUAUGAGUCAAAUGUCAAAGCAUUUCAUAAAUAAUAACGAUACUGUUAAUACUACCGCUACUACUGUAUUCUCUCCUAAUUUUUUACAUUCAAUACAUAGUUCAGUAAAAAAUCAUAACAUUCAAAAUUCAACGUUUAAUUCUUUAUUGUUGGUAUGUAGUCAACCAUAUACAACAGUGUCAAUUAAUUCAGAAUCAUCGACGUUAACUUCAGCAUGUACUACUCACAGACAGCAACAAUAUACAUCAGUUGAAACAUCUGUUUCAUAUCCCUCAAGUCCUUUAUUCAAAUAUCGAUAUCCAAUAGAUGAUCACAAAUUUUCGACUACACCUCUUCAUUCAUCAUUAUUUUCACCGACUCAUAUCAUUCCAGAAAAACGUUUUGAUGCCACCAUUAUUACCUCUACCACUCCUGUUACUACUAUUAUUACUACUAAUUCGAAAAUGAAUGAACAAACUAUUACACAUCAGUCUCAUUUACCUUUUAUAAACACUUCGAUUGCUCCCAAUCAAAUAAGUACCACUAAUGUUAAUCAGAUUUCUAUGUUUAAUAAUAAUAAUACUCUUGUUCAAAGUUAUUCCGACCUACAAUUUAUGGAUGUUGAUAAUUAUCAAUGUGAAAAUUCAUCAAGCUGUAAACAAACUGUGUCGAAUAUUACUAAUAAUUGUACUACAUUUAACACAUUUUCAUCUGUACGAACACUUACUUCUAAUAAACGUAGUAAUACCACUUCUACCACUACUAAUGAUACUAACAAAAGUAGUAGUAUUAAUAGUUCACUUAUUCAGCAUAGAACUUCAAAUGGUUUAUAUGUAUGCAUGGUAUGUUCUCGUCAGUUUACUCGUUCUGAUAUGCUUGUAAGACAUGCUCAUGUGCAUACAGGUCAUAAACCAUUUGAAUGUAUAAUAUGUGGUCAAGCAUUUAGUCGAUCUGAUCAUUUAUCUACACAUCAACGAACACAUACUGGUCAAAGACCGUAUCAAUGUUCAUUAUGUUAUUAUUCUGCAUCUCGACGUGAUAUGAUUACAAGACACUUAAGAGUACAUCAAAGAAAAGGUCAACUAGUUUCAACCAAUGAAAGUGGUGGACCUUUGAAAUUACAUUUCACUAUAAACUUUUCACAGCCUUCUAAGUAUUCUAUCAAACAGAAAGAAAACAGGAAUACUUCUUCUCUAGUGAGUGUAACAGAUAAUCGUUUCUCAGUCAUAUCAUCACAGUCUUCUCAUCUCAAUAGUAUUCAUUAGAGCAUAUACAUAACCUCACUGGAAAAAGCGGGACAAUGUUUGGAUGCAUUUCAGUUUAACACAUAAACAAUUAUCAGCUGAAUGACAAUCGAAUUUUGUUUUAAUAAAAUCAUUCAAUCAUUUUGUUCACCUUGACUUCCAUCACUAUGUCUUCCGAAAUAAAUUCCUACUCUAUAUGAGUUAUUUCGUCUGUGCUUAAGGCUUAAAUUUAUAUCGAUAGGUGUUUGGAAGCAAAAAAUAUUUAUUUCUUUUACAUAUUUGUUCACAGCAAUACAUACACAUAAUCUCUGCCAUUGUGAAUAAUUAAAUGUUUUAUGAUUUGAAAUUGUUGUUAUUUCGAAUGAGCAAAAAAAAGUAUUUCAUGUAGAGAUUUCAAUUUAUAUUAUGCAAGAAACAUUAUAUUACAUCAUCAUAAAUAGUUCAGUAUAAAUUAUUGAAUUGUCUUCAUUCCAUUCCUUCUCCUACCAUCAAUAUAUAUAAUGAUGGUCAAAUUCAAUAGAAUUGAGAAAUUCCAAAAGAUAAUCUGUUUUCAUUUUUUUGUGGUUCAUAUUUUGUUUUCUAUAAGAACAAUAUAAUUUGUUCCUCCAAUUAUAUUUUCUAUUUGUAUCCUGUCACUAUGUUCCCUUUUUUCUGUUUGAUUUUUUAAAAGUUCUUCUUUUAUCGUGUAAAAUAAUAUUGUUCAUCUUUAACAAGUAUUAGAAAAGAUGAAAUAAUAAUCACUGAAUAGAUUGUUCAAAGAAAACAAAAAUUGUGGAAUAUCGACUAAUGAAUUAACGCGUUUAUGUAUUGAUGCAUUUUUAGUCAUAUUAUUACUGUCAUCAUGAAAUUGAUUUCUGUGUAAAGUUCUGUUAUUGUAUUGUUGUUGUUGUUUUGUUUUGUUUUUCAUUUUCCCGCGAGUGUUUAUUGUUGUAUGUGUUUAUAUUCAUGUUGUUAGUUUGUCUAUGAAAUUUAUUUAUUUUGUUUCCUAGUUUAUUUAUUUAUUUUUUAAUGAUUGUUUUUUAAACGUUCACAAUAGAUCAUAGCUACCAAACAUUUAUAAACAUCAUUUUAUGCAGAGUUUCAUCUAUGCUUAUGCUUAUACUAAUGUGGUGUGGAAACUCGAACUGAUGUACGUACGUACAAAGUUUUACGUUGUUACUGACUGAUGCUUAAUGAAUUGUUUUAAUCUUCAAUAAUGUAACAUUAUAUUUUUAUGCUAUUCACAGAUGAAAUGCUAGCAGAUUUCUUCUUUUUAUCCUACUGUAUACUUCAAAUGGUUAUUAUACUUAGUGUGUGUGUAUGUGUGUCUUUUACAAAUAUAUAGUUGAUACAAUGUUUUGUUGAUUUUCUUUUGUUUCUUCAUUUAUUGUAAUUUAGUCUUAGAUUUUAAUGUGAUUAUUAUUUUUCUAGUAUUUUAACAUGUACACAUAAUAAUAAUAGUUUUGGCUUGAAUUCUUUAGCAGCACAUAUCUUACAUAGUAGACUCUCUUCAUUCAAAGUUUUUCAUCUUCAUAUAUGAUUCCUCUUUUCAAUUGAAAUCAUUGGUUUCCAUGUUUAUGUUCUAUUUCAAUAUGGAUGGAUAUAUUUCAGUCCUAUUUAAUGAUAACAUGACAAUUUAGAGCAUUCCUGAUAUUUUUCAUAGAUAUUUGUCUUAUUUUGGGUAAUAUUAUUGAAUAUGUUGAAAUUAUUACGCUUCACUUAUGUGUCUUCAUCUUUUCAUUCAUCAUAACAAAUACUUCAUGUUCAUGAUUACUUUCUUUUCCUUUUUUUUAAAAAAAAGAAAAGAAAAGAAGAUAAAAAUUUUCGAUGCAUAUCAUCAUCUAGUUUUUUUUCUGUCUGCUUAUAUGUCUUAAUUUGUGCUGUUUGGCUUUUCUUCUUUAUUUUGAUUCUUAUUUUUGUCUAAAUUGUUUUUUGUAUUUGUCAUUAGAUUGAAUAAAUCUAAAUGUUGAUUA